Messenger RNA from Linum trigynum, 890 nucleotides. The record is from the annotation of a GenBank genome assembly. Lineage: Eukaryota; Viridiplantae; Streptophyta; Magnoliopsida; Malpighiales; Linaceae.
UCAAAUCUUCAUCAGAAGAACUUAAGACUCCCCCUUUUCCCCCACUCAGUUUUGGUACUUACCAACAGCAAGGAAGAUGAGCUCAGGUUCUGGAAGAGGAUAUGCUACUGCGACUCCUAAGACUAAGGAACCAACAGAGACUCCUGAGAAGAAGAUGCAGCCCACUACUGUGUCCUCAAAGAAUGUGGCAUUGAAAGCUGAAGCUGGUGGUGCUAUUGCUGGCAAGCCUCCUUCUCCCCUGCUGAGGCGCUCCCUGCCCAAAUACACCAGGUCGCCUUUUGCGACCUCGAGGAAUGCAGCAGCGGCACCUCGUUUCGAUUUCGGAGAUUCUGCUCCUCUGUGGUAUCUCCUCAAGUACUAACACUCCGGAGUGAAGCUGGAGGAGCAUGGCCUUAUGGAUGUUCUUAAGAUGGCAUGUUCAGUUUAUUUGUUAUAAGGGCAGUUGUCCGUUUUUGUUUUGAGUAAGAAAAGCAGCAACCUUCAUCGGUUAUGGAAUAAAAUAGUCCUCUGUUUCUAUACUUCCCUGCAUCCUGCAUGACAAAUGCUCAAACAUUGAUUUGAUGAAGUUGGAUUGGGGUGACAUAAUUUUUUUCGUCAGUUUCGGAUUCAAUGAAUUCCUUGCAUAACAAGGAAAUAUAAACACAGCUAAUCGAAAUAGUUCGGACCGAAUACAAAAAAAUUCAAGCUCAGACUGAACCUGAAUCCCCGCCAGAUCCGAGGAACAAAUUUCGGCUAGUUUUCAUCCCGAGUCCUGACUAGGAUGUGCAACUGUUCAAUUUUGUACAAAACUCAACGGCGUAUGCCAUGAUCGGACCUAAGUUCUGCAUGGAUCAGAAUCACUAUAUUUCUGCCCAACAGAAUAAUAUGGUUAAUGAAUCGGCUAAAUGCAA